UAAUCAUGUCCACUCUUCUAGACGCCGGCAAUCUCGCAGCUCUGGUUGCAAUACCCGCAAACCAAACCCAGAGGAAGAUGACAAUAGAACAGAAUGCAAGAACGAACAGAGCACUGAAAGCGUUUGAAGGGCCCAUGUCGUUGUCCUCUACGGAUAUAACAGCAGAGGAAUCGCUGUUUUCAACUAAGAGCGCAUCUGCAGGUGGUCAGGGAAAUAACUUCAAGGUUGUUGUCCGAAUAAGACCACCGAUCAAGAGAGAACGAGAUGAAAACGCAGUGACGUGCGUCAGUGUUGUUGAGAAUGAGACAGUGAGGAUUACCAGCGGUGUUGGCGAGUCACAGUUUGCAGAUCAUUAUCCUGGCAACUUGCGUUCAUUUGUAUUUGAUCGAGUAUAUGCACCUGAUGCAUCCCAAGAGCAUCUCUACACUUCAGCUGUCAAGCCAGUCGUGAGGUCAAUUUUAAAGGGUUAUAAUGGCAGUAUCAUUGCUUAUGGUCAGACUAGCACAGGAAAGACGUACACUAUAGAAGGCAAUGAUGGAGAUCAUCGAGGCAUUAUUCCACGAACUAGUGAAGAAAUCUUUAAUUACAUUGAAACUCAGUCGGACUCAUCGUCUAGAUUUUUGGUACGAGCAUCAUUUUUGCAGAUUUACAAUGAAAAGCUGAUGGAUCUUCUUGAUGUGGCAGGCAAGAGAGAUAAAUAUGAUGACUCUAAGGCUGAUAGAUUGAGAAUACGUGAAGCAGCAGGUGGUGGAUUGUUUGUGGACAACUUGUCUGAGCAUGUAGUCAAAUCUCCACGAGAAAUAUUAGAUCUAUUGAAACGUGGAGCCGUGAUGCGCACUACUGCUCAAACUAAAUUGAAUCGAGAAAGCAGUCGGAGCCAUGCCGUGUUUAGUAUAAUCGUGGAACAUUCAACUCUCAGCACAGAUACCGCUACCAAGUCUGUGACAAUUGGAAAACUUAAUCUUGUUGAUCUUGCUGGUUCUGAAAGAGUGAAAGCCUCUGGUGUUCAAGGUAAACGAUUGGAAGAAGCAAUGAAGAUCAACCUCUCUCUGUCUGCGUUUGGCAAAGUGAUAUUAGCACUCACAUCGCCUGGUCAGCAGCACAUUCCGUAUCGAGACUCUAAACUAACGAGACUCUUACAGGACAGUUUGGGUGGCAACUGUAAGACAACUUUGAUAACGACUAUAACUCCAGUCUCAUUGCAUUACUCUGAAACUGUGAAUAGUCUCAAGUUUGCAAACAGGGCAAAGAGUGUUAAGAACUAUGCAAUAGUGAAUGAGGAUUUUUCUCAGCAGGCGAUGCUGUCGAAGUAUGAGCAGGAGAUAAAGAAGCUUAGGAGAGCUUUAGCAGAACAACAACUGGGCAGCGACCGUUUAGUAGUACAAGAACAACUCCACAAGAUGCAGUCACAAUGGGCUCAAGUAACCAAAGAGAAGGAAGACGUAGAGAGUGAAUUGGCUAGAAGAGUUGAAGAAGUGGAGAAAACACAACAGGAAAAACAAAAACUGCAACAGAAAAUUGAAGCUUUGGAGCAAGAAGUGCUUGUUGGGGGUACAAAGGUCGAGGAGACACCUGAAUUUGAGAUGGCAAUGCGCAAGGCACAAGAGCAGUUACAGAGUGAGUAUGAAGAAAGAUAUCGAGACCUUGAGAGAGAGAGAGAGGCAUUGGCAAAAGAGAAAGAAGAGCUCCAAGCGAAGCAACAAGAACUCACGUACGACAGACAAUUGCAUUCAGCUGGAAGCAGUCGACUGUCUGAUUCUCCAACUUCCUUAUAUCCUGACUCAACAAGUCUUUCUCAUUUUGAGGAUCAAGUGCAACAUGAAGUGGAUCAUUUGAAUUCAGGAAGUUACAAUUCAACCUUAGAACCGUACAUACGAGCAAUGAAGGAUCCAGAGACGGGCAUUACUCUGAAGGAUCGAAGAUACAACUUUUUAGUGGUGAAAAAUGGUUUCACAGGCCUGGAAGCAGCAACGUGGUUUAUUGAAAACCUGGAUGGUGUGGAGUCUUUUGAACACGCAGCCACAAUUGGUCAGAGCUUCUUGGAUCUUGGAGUGUUUGCUCAUGCUGGAGGAAGUGCAGUGUUUAUUGCAUCUGAUCGUGAAGUUUUCUCAUUCUCUUCAGUUGAGCGUUUAUCGUCUGGACGUAGAGUGUCAGUGUCUGGAUAUGCACCUUCAUUUCAAGCACCUCAAAGAGAGUCUUCAUAUACAACGUCACAUUCUGGUCAAAGGUUGUCAUCAGAUCGAAAAUUACUUUCACAACCACAGUCAUGUGCCUUGAGAAGUGAAGAUUAUGUGGCUCAAUUGUCUAGUACACCAGCUGUUUUAAAAUCAAGCUCAUUUGCUUCUCCUGUUGCUGCUGAUUGUACUUCUGAUGAAGAUUGGGGUAGCAGUCCAUUACAUGAAGCAGCAGCUAAAGGUGAUCGCAGUGUUGUGAAGUCUCUGAUUGCAACGUUUGGACUAGAGUGCACUGAUUAUAUGGGACGGACACCUCUCAUGUACUCAGUCAUUGCAAACAAGGUCAAGUGUUGUGAAUUGCUGAUAAAAGUUGGAGCAAACUAUGCAGCUCAAGACAGGAAUGGACGAACUGCUCUGCUGUGGGCUGCUUACUAUGGUCAUGGAGAAAUGGCACGGAUGUUGAUUGCUAAGGACAAGUCAGUUGUUGAGAUAGCUGAUCCUGAUGGAAGAACAGCAGUGCACUGGGCCACAAAGCCCGAAAGUCACAAAGUUCUAGAGAUCCUAUCUCGACACUGUGGCAGUGAAAUAAUAAAUUGUCAGGAUGAUGAGCAAACAACAGCGCUGCACUGGUCUGUCCUCUGCCACCACCCAGAGCACACAAGAGUGUUGUUACAGAAUUGUUUGGCUGACUGUACUUUAACUGAUCGAGAAGGGAGAACUGCAUUUCACUAUGGAGUAUCAACCAACUCGCUGGAAUGUCUCAAGAUGCUUCUAGAAUUUCGACCAGAUGCUGUCAAUAUGAAGGAACAUAAUGGUAGAACACCACUACAUCUUGCAGUCAGCAAUGACGGCUCUCUAGAAUUAGUUGCAUUAUUACUCUCAAGUCCUAGUUGCGAUAGCAACUCCACAGACCACAGGAUGACAACACCACUACACUGGGCUGCAGUUUGCAACAGACCAGAUGUGGCAAAAGCUUUACUGCAGCGAAACGCAAACAUGAUGAUGAGAGACACGAAUGGCAUGACGGCUCUUCACUAUGCCACACAAAAAGGCUUCACAGAGUGUGCAAACAUCCUUCAACGGUAUGGAUCAACUACUGCAUCUCAACAGCCAUCAACCCCACGAAAAUCUCACAACUCACGACCUCCACCCCCUCCAGGUGGAAAACUAAAGCCACUUUCUCCAACCAUCAGAAGUCUUGAUGUUAAUUCAGAUCGAUCACCCGGUAGGCAUCGGCGAAGCGCUUCACUUCCAGCAAACAGAUCUCCGUUACUCACUCCUCGACUGCCACCACAGCCACCAAAUUCAAGCCAGACAUGACCAAUUUGAUAUCAAUAUUUUUUCAAAAAUUUAUAGCUAGUUUUUUGAUUGAACCGACUGAUUCAAUGUGAGCAUUAAUUUAUUUAUUUUAUGACGUAAUUGCUGAUGUUGCAAGCAACUUGUCAUUGUACAAUGUCACCAGUACAAUCUCCAGUAGCAAAUGCGACAAGUAUAAA
Molecule: messenger RNA, 3670 nt
Organism: Corticium candelabrum
Lineage: Eukaryota; Metazoa; Porifera; Homoscleromorpha; Homosclerophorida; Plakinidae
Exons: 41
Coding region: 6-3494 (1162 amino acids)
Biological process (GO): mitotic cell cycle; microtubule-based movement; intracellular signal transduction
Cellular component (GO): microtubule
Molecular function (GO): microtubule motor activity; ATP binding; microtubule binding
Source: RefSeq, a predicted model, not a curated record